UAAAAAUCGAUAUCGAAUGCGACGCCAUAUUUUUUCACAAAUUUCUUCAUGUGUGUUAAUUUUUUCGCUCUUGGAAAAUUUAAAAAAGCGUGGAAUUAAGUCCUGAAUAUAAUAUGAAAAUACAAGAAAUAUUAAUUUAAGUGUAUAUUUUAGAAUAUAAGUCAAAAGUGUGUAAAAUAUAAGUGGGAAAUAGGAAAUAAUUGCGUAAGAAAAUUUUCACUUCAUACGGUUGCCGGGUUGACUGCUGUAUUGCAGCCCAUAAAAGUGUAGAGAAAAGAUAUUUUUUUGUGUGCUCGAAAUUUUCUGUAUUAUUUGUAAGUGCAACUAAAGUUAAUAUAAAAUGGAAGCAGCACCCGUAACAAUGGUUGCACCGAUGGGUGCACCAGUACCACGUGGUGGUGGUUAUCGUGGCAGAGGUGGACCAAUGCGUGGAAGUUUUGAAAGGGGUCGCGGUAGAGGCAUGGGUCGUGGCCAUUAUAUGGGUCGCGGUGGCGGCAUGAUGGGUGGACCGCCACCACAAGGUAUGGGACCAGGCGGACGUGGAAUGCGUGCGCCUAGAGGGUCCGGUUAUCAAGGUCGAGGAAGUUAUAUACCACGCGGUGGUGGCCCGCCAAUGCGCGGUGGUCGUCCACCAAUGUACGCCCAGCCAAAGCAACAUACGGGUGCUGAAAACAAUAAAACAGUUUCACCUGUACCAACAGCAAGCUCGGUCACACCAGUACCAAUCGCAGACGGCACAGCGCCAGAAAUCGCCGCAACUAAUAGUGUUGCUGUAGCACCGGAAGCCGCAGUUGCGGCCCAAGUACCCAUAAGCUCUAAUGGUGGUGUGAGUAGUCUACCACCAAGGGGACCACCUCGGGGUCGCGGUUCAUUCUCUCGAGGACGUGGCGGAUAUAAUCCACACUUGAAUGGUGGAAUGCAUGGAAUGCACCCUGGUGCAGAACACGGUCAAAUGCCAAUGCGCCGUGGUGGCCCACCACGCGGACGUGGAGGAUACGGUCAAUCGAUGGCUCGAUCGCCCAUGCAUUCACAGCCACACAGUGCUAAUACCCAAAUUGCUCCGGUACCGUCACUAAAGCGGGGCGCACCCGGUGGUCCCCCAGGUCCCAAGCGUGGGCGUUAUGAAGGAGGUCCCUACUCACAAAGACCCAUGGCCCCUAAAUAUCACCAACCUAUGCAGCAUGCAGCACCAAUGGCUCCACCAUCAAGUUAUGGUGCUCCACCCAGCCAUCAUCAACAUCAACAAAGCCAUCACAGCUAUGCAACGCAUGAUCAAUCUCAAGCUGUCGAUCCGUAUGCCCAAUCUUAUGCAGCACCAGCUGCACAAACAUACAAUGGGUAUGGACAAAGCGGGUAUGCGUCUUCAGCACCACAAGCGAGCAGCGCAUAUUCAACACAGGCCACCGAAUACGAUCAAGGCCAAUACCAGACUUAUAGCUCCAGUAGUUAUGGUACUCAACAAGAUACGCGAUAUCAAACAUACGGUCAAGAUUAUACACAACAGUAUGGCGCGCCUGCUGUUGAUUAUAACACUGCACCGCAGGCGGACUAUUCGCAGCACGGACAGCAGGCCUAUGAUGAACGCGCUUAUGCUGGUUAUGAUUCACAGUAUCAACAAAGCUAUUCAAACGCAGCUGGUUAUUAUUAAAAGCGCAGUCAAUGGAAUGGAAUGCGCCGUUUGAUGGAACAGAAUUCAACGCUGUGCGUAAAAAAUUACAACUUUCCCGUUAUAAGUGGAGAAAGAAAUCACAACAAAAACAGCAGCACGUGUGCGGUGUUAAUAAAAUAAGAAAGUAAAUGAAAAUGUAGGAGUUUUAUGCCAAAUAUGAUGAGCAUAUAAAUUAACUUCAAUAUUAAUCGCAUAGAACGUAAGUCAAAUCACUUAAUCUAAUCACUAAAAAAA
Rhagoletis pomonella (apple maggot) is the source of this 1903-nucleotide messenger RNA. RefSeq names its product FHA domain-containing protein FhaA. Lineage: Eukaryota; Metazoa; Arthropoda; Insecta; Diptera; Tephritidae. The transcript has 5 exons. The coding region runs from base 341 to 1648 and encodes 435 amino acids. The record is from RefSeq and is a predicted model, not a curated record.